Cladocopium goreaui is the source of this 1650-nucleotide messenger RNA. The record is from the annotation of a GenBank genome assembly. Lineage: Eukaryota; Dinophyceae; Suessiales; Symbiodiniaceae.
CCCCAGAUGAUGCAACUCAUUUAGCCUGGGCCCAUGCCUGAGCCGCGCGCGGACGUGUUUGGCGACGCCCUCGAAGACGAAGAAGUUGGGACUGGUGAUGAAGAUUUGGGGCUUUUGGUGGAGAACGGAGAGUCCCAGCCCCGCUCCAAACCCGUGGAGGUCGAUGGUGUGGAUGAAGAUGUCCCGGAGGAAGUGGCAUCGAUGUGGUGCCGCUGCAGUUGUUGCUCCCUUGGAAUCUGUGGCCUGUUCCUCCUGUCCUUCAUUCUACUCACCCACUGGGGCUUCAUGAAGCGCCAGGGAUUGGAAGAUCUGGACGACCUCAUGAAUUUGAAGGACUCCUUCUGGUCGGAGACCACAGCACCACUGACGCCCGACGCUGCGCUGCCCAUCAUGCCCACAGCCUUCGUGGCCGAAGCCACGACGAGCACAGCAACCAGCGAAACGACCACGACCACAACGACGACGACACGGACGACAGAGAGUGCUUCUGUCAUAGAUCCCAAUUUCCUCUCCUCCGUGGACACUGUGGAGAAGGCUUUGGCAUGCAUGCGCCUCACCAAUCCACAACUGGAAGCCACCUAUCCCGACGAUGCGGAGGAACAUUUCCAGGAGAUCUACGACAACAUCAGCAGCUUCGUGUCCAUGGACUUUCCGGCGCAUCACUGGGCUGGAUACACCGGACCUUGGAUCGAGAAUUAUUGGAUCAAGAACUUUACUUCAAAGUGGUUUCAACGCGCAGAAGGCACCAGGUUGCGAGAUGUCUUUGGCCCGUUCAUCCCGAUCUUCGUCCCCUGGGUCGACCUGGCGGUGAGAGAAAGGGCAUAUCCUGCAGGGAUGAUCGAUAUGUUGAAGCAGAAGAUGCGGAAGACGGUGCUGUACGUCACGGUCUCCCAGCAUGACCUGGGCGUUUUCGGGGGAGCCAAGAUGUCGACGUUUCCGCAAAGUGACAUGCCGAACCUCUUUGUUUUCAGCGCGGGUGGUUUUGGGCACAUUCCAGUGCCACUACUGAAGCAGCCAGAAACGCCUCUGCCAGACAUACCCAUAGCGUCCCGGAGAUACUUCGUGUCCUUCGUUGGUAGCGGUUGGACCAACCGGGGCGUGCGCCAGAAUAUGGAAGCCGUUACCAAAGCGUGGGGCGAGAAGACGCAUAGGGAAGUCUUCGUGAACUUGAAGGGCAUGAAUGACUGGAAAGAAGUCCUGGUGAAUUCCUCGGUGACUUUGACGCCCAGAGGCUUCGGGCGCUCGUCCUUUCGCGCCGGCGAGAUGCUACAGAUGGGACGGGUGCCGUUGUACAUCUGGGACGACGUACCGUGGAGCUUCUACCGCGAAUUGUGGGACCAGGAAAUCAUUGGUUUCAGCGUCCAGAUCAAGGGGCUCGAGAAGAUGCUGGACCAUGUGGCUGAAGUGGGCUUCGAAAAACUGCAGAGUAUGGAGGAGAAAAUCCUCAGCAUGCGAAACAGUCAUUUCAGCUAUGAGGGUAUCAUGGACCAAAUCUCCAAGUUUCUGACGGGCCGCGGCGGAAGCAGCGACCUGCGCUGCGUCAAGUUCAAGCGCCGGCGACGGCGGCGGCGGCGACUGAAGUGGCUUCGGCCACUGCGGCGACUCCAAAGAUGGGUCCAAGAGUGGCUGGUUUAGUGAGGAAAAACAUGG